AUGGUAUGAUUAUUUCGUGAAAUGACGAUAAACUUAUCACAAAAAAUGCUGAUGUAGCGGAAAAUAAAAGUAAUCAGAAUACAAGUCAAACACAAAUUGUGAGUCCUUUUUUGUUUCUAAAUGGCUGAUAAAAGAAGGCCAUUGGGCUAUCCGAGUUGGAACAAAGAGUAUUGGAAGCGGAAGGCAGGGCGGAGGAAGCCGAAGAUAAGGUCCGAAUAAUGGAACAGAAGUUGGCAUGGUCGGCUCAAACUGACAGCGGCGGAAACUCGCAAAUCAAUCGGCUCGAAGGCGAAGUCGAAGAACAACGUCAGCUCCGACUGCAAGACGCCCGUCAAGUGGAAGCGAAAGCUGCGCGGAUCAAGGAAUGGGUGACGAAUAAGCUGCGCGAGCUGGAACAACAAAAUCAGCACCUGCGCGAGCAAAACAUCAAAUGCAAUCAGCAGCUGGAGCUUUUGCGCAACCAUUUGGCUUUGUCUGAUCGGAGACGGUCGGAAAGUGGUUCGCCCGAACCAAGACAGCUGCCAUUGUCAGCCGCUUCGACUUAUAGCAGUUCCAAACAUCGUAGGCAUCAGUCAGUGUGUCUUACGUCUACAAAUACAAAUUUUGAACCGGUGGUUCCUAGCACUUUGGUUACUAGUGUUAAUUUUGGUACUACCAGUAAUUCGAGUAUGGAUCCAUUAACUGAUGAACUCCGAGCUGCAGUAGACAAUCUCAGUAUUGGACGAAUACCGAGUAGUAGUGCCAGUGAUCCAGACUUGGCGCACGAUUAUGCCGAAAUCUAUACUCCUAGUAGGGAAAAAGUUGCUUGGCCAAGAGCCCCUACACCGCCUCUACAUAGAUUUCCUAGCUGGGAAGAUCGAAUAUAUCAGGUCGCAGCUGAUGGAUUAACAUUAACCGGAACUACUCCAAGUGAUAUAGGUCCAGAACAGGCCGGCUACCAAGAUAUACCUGUUCCAGUUUAUGCCACAGUCAAAGGCAGAGCUAGUCAAAUAAGAUCAAUGCCAUUUACUGGGGAUUCUACAGACGAUUCCAGCGAUGGAGAAGGAAAUAAUACUCAGGCUGUCGACGGUACAAAUACUCAUAGCAGAAGUUCUGGAGAAACUACUGGCUCGAGCCCUGGAAAACGAACUGCUUCUAGUAGCAGUGGAUCACCAAGCAAAAGUAAAACAAGAGAUAUUUCCUUUGAAUCUGGAUUAUCAGACGAUUAUGCUGUGCCUCCAGACGCUCUAAGUUGUGAUACUGCUAGCCUAGAAUCUUCUAUGAUGCUUCGAGCUUCCUAUUUAGACAGUCCUAAACGAAUAGAGAGUUUAGAAAAGUGUGGAUCUUUAGCUAAAUUAGGUGGUAAACUAAAAACGUGGCGAAAAAAAUGGUUUGUAUUAAAAAACGGCGUCCUAACUUACUACAAAAGCCAAAGUGAUAUCAAUAGAAAACCCCAAGGGCAAAUACUAUUAGAUGAAGUUUGUAAAAUUACCAGAGCAGAAGGCUCGAACACAUUUGAAAUUGAUACCGGCAAGAAAACCUAUUACUUAACGGCAGAUACGAUUACUGCUAUGGAAGACUGGGUGAGAAUUCUACAAAACGUGCAACGAAGAAACGCAACUAAAAUAUUACUGAGCAAAGAAGAAAAUAAGCCUUCGGUGCAAGGGUGGUUGACGAAAGUGAAAAAUGGCCACGCCAAGCGAUGUUGGUGUGUCUUGAUUGGGAAGAUGUUUUUGUAUUUCAAGUCACCAUCUGAUACGACUCCUCACGGACAAAUAAAUAUGAGAGAAGCCCGAGUAGAAGAAGUCGAACAUCUAUCAGAUUCCGACUCAGAAGAACGAGACUCUGAACAACCUGAUCUAACAAUAGGAAUAUUUCCCAACAAUUCCGGCCCCACGUAUCUGCUCUGUCCAGGCAAACAAGAAAAGGAUGCUUGGCUGUACCAUUUAACUGUGGCCAGCGGUGGUGGACCAAGCAGUGGAACCCAAUACGAACAAUUAAUACACAAACUAAUGGAAGUUGAUGGUGAUCCUAAUUGUGUUUUGUGGCGUCAUCCUGUAUUACUGCAUGUGCCUUGUACUAAAGAUGGUGCGGUGCCGUCCUAUUUUCCUUUAACAAGUCUUCCUACUGAAUCUUUACAAGCAGAAGCAAUUAAAUUGUUCAAAAGCUUACAACUUUUCCUGUCGGCUGCAGUUGACCAAGCAGGAAUCGAUUACCAUGUAGUCUUAGCUCAAAACGCCUUGCAGCAAUGUUUAGAUAUGCCAGAACUGCAAGCGGAACUUAUAUGCGCCCUCAUAAAGCAAACCAGCAAAAGUGUGCCUUUGCCCAAGCUAGGAGUGCAGCAAUUGCUGCUUUGCGCCACGCAAAGUCUGUUCUCGUGCGAAACGAACACGCCGAGCAUAAACAGUACAGCUUCCGAUGAUCAAAUCGCAUUGUCCAAUAUACAGGCCGCCCAAGAGGACAAGUACAGGGAGCACAAGGAGUGCUACAAAGAGCACAAGGAUCCCAAGGCGCCGCCCGUUUUCACUCUGUUGCAAGGCUGGCAACUGUUGGCCGUAGCUGUCAGCCUGUUUGUGCCGAAGUCUUCAAGGCUGUUGUGGUUUUUGAAGUUUCAUCUGCGAAGGAAUGCUGAUAACAGGACUGAGUGUGGGAAGUAUGCUGCUUAUUGCGAAAGGGCUUUGGAAAGGACUAUUGUAGCAGGUGGUCGUGAAUUGAAACCCAGCCGCAUGGAAGUCUUAAGUAUUUUGCUCAAAAACCCUCAACACCAUUCCUUACCUCACUCAAUGCCUGUCCAUUUAGCCAACGGUACCUAUCACAUUACUAGUUUCGAUGGUUCCACCACAAUUAAAGAAUUCCAAGACACUCUAGCACAUGAAAUCGGUUGUAGAAUGAACAACGGUUUUGCCCUAUUCAGUGAUGAUCCAAUUGAAAAAGAUUUAGAACACACUCUGGAUCCUAGUGCAAAACUUUGCGAUCUUAUUUCUAAAUGGGAGAUUGCUUUGAGGGAAAAAGGCAUGGGCAAAUUCGAAAACAGCAAAGUAAUCAGGUUGACUUACAAAAACCGAUUAUGGUGGAAAAACAGUGCAAGACUAGAAACUGACAAGGAACGUAUAUUAUUAAGCUAUCAAAUAAACAAGCAAAUUGUAGCUGGAAGAUUCCCUUUAAGCAGAGAAUUAGCAUUGGAAUUGGCUGCUUUAAUGGCUCAACUUGAUAUAGGCGACUGCCCUUUGGGCUCUAGCAAAGCUGCCAGUGCCAGCAACACUCUGGCCUCAAACAUCAAACAAAGUCCGUCAAAAUCAACAACCAACGGCACUUUUAGCCCUCCAGCCAUACAAAACUCGUCCACGUUAAGUGCUUUGAAUAACGUCCACGGAAUUUUAACGGCGCAUUCCAACCAGGCCCUUAAUGCCAUAGACAAGUUUUAUCCUUAUAGGUAUAGAGACCAACUAAGUCAAGAAGGAUUAGCUGAGCUACAAGCUAAGCUAUUAGCUAAGUGGAGGGCUUUGAAAGGCAGGACUCAAUUGGAUUGUGUUAGGAUUUAUUUGACUUGUACGAGAAAGUGGCCUUAUUUUGGUGCGACAUUGUUUCAGGCUCGUCUUCGUCAACAAGAUUCCCCAAUGAUAUGGCUUUCAGUAAACGAAGACUCAAUCACAGCUUUGGAUUUGGCAACAAUGCAACAACGCAACCGAUACCCUUAUACCAACGUCCUAACAUUUGGAGGAUGUCAAGAAGAUUUCAUGCUGGUUGUAACCCAAAACGACCAGCAACCGUCCCAGAAACUCAUCUUUACCCUUAGUAAACCAAAAAUUUUAGAACUAACAUUGUUGAUAGCUGACUACAUGAAUUUGCUGAUCAACAAUCCUGGGACCCCAUUGCUUGGUACACUUAGUCGAGGUACCAUGGUGUCAGUUAAUCAGUCAAUGGUCACUCAGUCUUUGGUCAAUAACCAAUCGCAGCCUGAUAUUUUGAAAUCGACGCCUGAUCAUGGUGUUCAACGGUGUGAGUCGAAACGUCGGACUCACGUUGAUUCGGGUUUAGCGUGAUACUCGAUUGAACAUGUGACUUGUAAAAGAUUGUAAAUAGGAAUUAUUUUUGUUUUUUGAGGUUUUUGGGCAGUGAUUUUUGACAGGGUGGCUCUAAAAAUAAUAUACAGGGUGUUGCAAAGACUCGGUGAUUAUAAAAGGUACCCAGAGGCAGUUGAAUUAGGGCAAAGUUACGCAAUGUAUUGCUCAUCAAAAUGCCAUUUCGAAAUUUGGAAUACUUCUGGAGAUACUCAGAAAUUUUGAUUAUCCGACAUUGCCUCACAAAAUCGCCCAUAACUCAAUUAAUAUCUUAGAAAUUCUGAUGCGUAUUUAUAUAUUUUGAAUCAGAAUUGAAUGCUCUUUAAGAUAAAAUAAAAUUGAAUUAUGUAUCUUACAUCGUUUUCGAGAUAUUGAGCCUCAAAGUUGAAACUUUGUCUCAAAUUCUAGAAAACCUUCAAAGCCAAAUAUCUUGAAAACGAAGCCCUAGGGCUCAGUGCCUCAAAGAACCUUUUUUGAAGCCCCAAUUGAGAUCUACACUUAGACAUUAUUUCGUGCCGAUUGUUCUGUGGUUUCUAAAAUAUGGCCCUUUAAAAUAUUUGAAAAUGAAAGUUCCUUGCAUAUACCCCUUGAAAAAAUUUAAAUUUUGAUUUUUCUCGAUUUUUUAAUUUUCGAUUUUACCAAUCGAAAGAGGGGGUCAAAUUUAGUAGAAAAGCAUUUCCGUGAUUUUUCUUUUCGAGUUUUUAAGGCUUGUGAAAAAUUAAAAAUGAUUUUUGCUUUUUAGGCCCUGAAAAAUUUUGAUUAUCCGACAUUGCCUCACAAAAACGCCCAUAACUCAAUUAAUAUCUUAGAAAUUCUAAUGCAUAUUUAUAUGUUCUGAAUCAGAAUUAAAUGCUCUUUGAAAUGAAAUAAAAUUUAAUUAUAUAUCUCACAUAGUUUUCGAGAUAUUGAGCCUCAAAGUUGAAAUUUUCUCUCAAAUUCUGGAAAACUUUCAAAGCCGAUUAUCUCAAAAACAAAGCCCUAGGGCUCGGUGCCCCAAAUAAUCUUUUUUGAAGUCCCAAUUGAGAUCUACACUUAGACAAAAUUUCGUGCCAAUUGCUUCUCUGGUUUCUAAAAUAUGGCUCUUUGAAAUAUUUGAAAAUGAAAUUUCCUUGCAUGCCCCUUAGAAAAAGUUCUAUUUUGAUUUUUCUCGAUUUCCUAAUUUUUGAUUUUACCAAUCGAAAGAGGGGGUUAAAUUUAGUGGAAAAACAUUUUUGUGAUUUUUCUUUUUGAGGUUUUAGGGUCUGUAAAAAAUUAAAAAUGAUUUUUGCUUUUUUUGCCCUGAGAAAUUUUGAUUAUUCAACAUUGCCUCACAAAAUCGCCCAUAAUUCAAUCUAAAUCUUAGAAAUUCUGAUGCAUAUGUACAUAUUCUGAAUCAGAAUUAAAUGCUCUUUAAGAUAAAGCAAAAUUGAAUUAUAUAUCUCACGUAGUUUUCGAGAUAUUGAGCCUCAAAGUUAAAACUUUGUCUCAAAUUCUGGAAAACCUUCAAAGCCAAUUAUCUCGAAAACGAAGCCCUAGGGCUCGGUGCCCCAAAUAACCGUUUUUGAAGCCCUAUUUGAGAUCUACGAUAAGACAAAAUUUGGUGCCGAUAGCUUUUUUAGUUUUCAAAAUAUGGACCUUCGAAAUAUUUGAGAAUUGAAUUUCCUUGCAUACCCCUUAGAAAAAUUUCAAGUUUGAUUUUUCUUGAUUUUUCAAUUUUUGAUUUUACCAAUCGAAAGAGGGGGUCAAAUUUAGUGAAAAAGCACUUUUAUGAUUUUUCUUCUCGAGUUUUUAGUAGGUACUUGUAAAAAAUUAAAAAUGAUUUUUGCUUUUUUUGCUCGGAGAAAUUUUGAUUAUCCGACAUUGCCUUACAAAAUCAUCCAUAACUCAAUUAGUAUCUCAGAAAUUCUGAUAAAUAUUUAUAUAUUCUGAAUCAAAAAUUAAUGUUCUUUAAGAUAAAACCAACUUGAAUCAACUAUCUCAAAUAGUUUUUGAGAUAUCGAGCCUCAAAGUUGAAAUUUUGUCUCAAAUUCUGGAAAACCUUCAAAGCCAAUUAUCUCAAAAACGAAGCCCUAGGGCUCGGUGCCCCAAAUAACCUUUUUUAAAGCCCCAAUUGAGAUCUACACUUAGACAUAAAUUCGUGUCGAUAUGGCCCUUUGAAAUAUUUGAAAAUGAAAGUUCCUUGCAUAUACCCCUUGAUAAAAUUUAAAUUUUGAUUUUUCUCGAUUUUUUAUUUUUCGAUUUUGCCAAUCAAAAGAGGGAGUCAAAUUUAGUGGAAAAGCAUCUUCAUAAUUUUUCUUUUCAAGUUUUUAAGGCUUGUGAAAAAUUAAAAAUGAUUUUUGCUUUUUUUGCCCUGAGAAAUUUUGAUUAUCCGACAUUGCCUCACAAAAUCACCCAUAACUCAAUUUAUAUCCUAGAAAUUCUGAGACAUAUUUAUAUAUUCUGAAUCAGAAUUGAAUGCUCUUCAAGAUAAAACAAAAUUAAAUCAUUUACCUCAGAUAGUUUUCGAAAUAUUGAGUAUAAGAACACAAAACCCAAGUUUAGUUGAUUUUCCUAUACAUUUUGACUUCAUCUAAUUACUUCACCAGAUCCAAAUUAAAAGUUCAAUAUUCUCAACAAUAAAUCAUAGAAAAUAUCACUAUAGAUUUCUCAUCAAAAAUCAAAAAUUCCAAAAACUCGUAGCUCUUUUUUUCCGAAAAUCCAUAGAGCAACAUUGCCCUUUUCACACAAUUCCCACAGUAUUUUUAUCAAUAAUAAACAGUUCCAGAAACAAUUUUGAGUUGGAAUUCCAGCUUUAGGAGAGUAAUGAGAAUUUUAAGCUUCUCAGAAUUUAGCUCGAAGCAGGUCCAAAAAUGAAAGUUUACACUGCUCAAUUUCCACUCUAAUUCAAAAAUAUCAGCUCUGAGAUUCACCAAUGAUAUUCUGGCUCUAUAAACAUGGUCAUUUUCAAAUCGCUCUAUUUGAACAGUAAUUCUGGAAUAUAGACAAAAGUUCAAUUUCAGCUCUACAAUAGAUGUAUAGCAUUUCAUUUUAUUUCAGCUUUUUCAACAUGUAAUUGAGAAAAUCUCACUUGCAAUUCAAAUAUUUCAAAUGUAAAACCUCACUUGUAAUAAUUAAGAUAAUUAACUUGUAAUUCAGAAAAUUUCAGUUGUAAUUCAGAAAAUUUCACUUGUAAUUCCGAUUUUUUAAAUGUAAUUCAAAUAAUCUCAUUUGUAAUUCAAAAAAUUUAUAGAAUAAUGUAAUUGAACAUCUUUUUGUUCACAGUUCAGAAACUCUAUAGCCUAUUUAUAUAUGUGCUACAUACGUAGGUUGCUGCUUAUAGUUAAUUUACAUAGUUUUAAAUUAUCUGAGAUUCAAAAUUGGGGCACUGAGAACCAGAGCGGACCACUGUAAGCUGAAUUACAUCUGAUUUCUGGUUUCUGGAAAGUGGGUUUCUAGUAGUACUGUGUUUUCGGAGAUAACGGUAUAUGUGCCAUCACUUCUCCUAAGACUACCCGGUUGCAUAAUAGGGUCUUUUGACAGAACUUUUUUAAGCCUAGAGGCGGUAGAGGUGGUUGGGACCUCGGUGCAAAAGUUCCUCCACAAACAACAAAGGUUAAUUGAUUUUCUUAAAAUUGUUCUAUCUCUUAACAGUAAUUCUGAGAUGGACAGAAGUCGCUUUUCUAGUUAAGAUUUCAGCCAGUUAUGAGAUUUUUAAAUUUUUCUCAGCUCUAACAAAUUCAAAAAAUUAUAUUUCCAAACUGCUCUUCGUCCACAAAAGUUCAAUUUCAGCUUCAGAGUUGAUUGCAAGUUCAAGUUUAAGCUUUAAUAGGUUUAAAAAGAGGUUUUCAAACUGCUCCGUUAGCUUUAACUAUAUUAAUCAAGAGUUCUAAAAUCUUGAUUACAGGUUUGUAGAGAAUUUAAUUGGUUUCAAGUUGAGCCUAAUUACAUUGAAAUCAGAUGGAAAUUAAUGGAGCUGUAAGGCAAAAACUGUCUCGGUGUAAUUUUUGGAAAAUUUUCAAUGUUUGAUAAAUUCAAUUUUAAAGCUUCUCAGGUGUAAAACUGUUGAAACCAAAUUAAAAUUUCAAUCAACAGGAUUGUUGAGAAUUUAAUUGGCUUCAAGUUGAACCUAAUUACGUUGAAAUCAGAUGGAAAUUGAUGAAGCUGUGAGGCUAAAACUGUCUUACUGUAAUUUUUGGAAAAUUUUGAAUGUUUGAUAAUAGCUCUGUUCCAACCGAUAUGAGAACCAUUCUGAAACGGUAAGUUCCAGUCCAUCAAUUCAUUUGUCAAGUAGAAUGAACAUUCAACUUAUUGAAAAAUAGAUGGGCAACUGGAACUUAUACUGGAUCUGAAACGGUUCUCAUGUCAGUUGGAACAGAGCUAAUAUAAAUUUUGAAGCUUUUCAGGUGUAAAACUGUUGGAACCAAAUUAAAAUAUUAAUCAACAGGUUUGUAGAGAAUUUAAUUGGUUUUAAGUUGAACCUUAUUACGAUGAAAUCAUAAGGAAAAUAAUGGAGCUGUGAGGUAAAAUCUGUCUUAUUGUCAUUUUUGGAAAAUUUUGAAUGUUUGAUAAUAGCUCUGUUCCAACCGACAUGAGAACCGUUCUAUAACGGUAAUUUCCAGUACAUCAAUUCAUUUGUCAAGUAGGAUGAACGUUCAACUUAUUGAAAAUUAGGUGGGCAACUGGAACUUACUGGUUCUGGAACAGUUCUCAUGUCGGUUGGAACAGAGCUAAUAUCAAUAUUGAAGUUUUUCAGGUGCAAAACUGUUGGAACCAAAUCAAAAUCUUAAUCAACAGGUAUGUAGAGAAUUUGAUUGGCUUCAAGUUGAGCCAAAUUACGUAGAAAUCAGAUGGAAAUUGACAGAGCUAUAAGGCAAAAAUUGUCUUAGUGUCAUUUUUGGAAAACUUUCAAUGUUUGAUAAAUUCAGUUUUGAAGCUUCUCAGGUGCAAAACUGUUGGAACCAAAUGGAAAUCUUAUUUAACAGGUUUGUAGAGAAUUUAAUUGGCUUUAAGUUGAGCCUAAUUACAUUGAAAUUAGAUGGAAAUUGAAGGCGCUGUGAGACAAAAACUGCCUCAGUGUCAUUUUUGGUAAAUUUUCAAUGUUUGAUAAAUUCAAUUUUCAUGCUUCUCAGGUGCAAAACUGUUGAAACCAAAUUAAAAUUUUAAUCAACAGGUUUGUAGUGACUUUAAUUGGCUUUUAGUUGAGCCUAAUUAAGUUGAAAUCAGAUGGAAAUUAAAGCAGCUGUAAGGCAAAAACUGUCUUACUGUCAUUUUUGAAAAAAAUUCAAAAACGCACCCAAAGCUAACUAAUUCAGUUUUUAUAGCUUACACUGGAAUCUUUCAAUAAAAAUCCAAAUAUAAAAUCUCAAUUUUUUCUGGCAAGGCUACGAAAAGGUGGCACAAAGACGAAACGUCGGAUUUUAAAUUUGAUAAUGCCAUAUUGUAGAGGAGAAAAAUUGUAAUUUUGUCCCAAUUUAACCGAUCACUGAGAUCCCUAUGCCGAAUUAGUGACACCCUGUAUAUUAUUAAAUUGGGAUAAAAACUCACCAACUCACUUUAGCAAUUAUUUUAGAUUAUUCAAAAACACUGCCCACUCGUAUAAUAAUUUUAUAAGUUUGCCUAUAAUAUUGUGAUUUUAAUUAAUUGUUUUAUUUAAAAAAAGUUGCUAUAGUGCCAGAACUAGGAUGUAGUUUAUUUAUUAAAAAUGUACAUAAUUAUUUAUUACAAAAAAUAAGCGAAUACAAUAAAUAAAAUACUUAUUAAUAUUGUAUUCGUCCUCAAUAUAUUAUUGUGUGAUUGACCAAAGUUUUUGUUUUUAGAUUUUUUAGCCAAAGAUUAGUAGCUCAUUAAACAAUUAUAUUUAGUACAUGAUUUAUGUGAGCAUGUGUCUUGACAAUAUUUCUUUAUAAAAAUUAUGUAAUGUUUUUUCAUUUUGACUUGUAAACUAA
Molecule: messenger RNA, 9943 nt
Organism: Ceutorhynchus assimilis (cabbage seed weevil)
Lineage: Eukaryota; Metazoa; Arthropoda; Insecta; Coleoptera; Curculionidae
Source: the annotation of a GenBank genome assembly